AUGUCAGUCAAGUCGGCAGCAACUAUUCUCCGUCAGAAAUUGGAAAAUGGAGAGUUCAUUCUGGCUCCUGGUGUUUAUGAUGGUUUUUCUGCCCGCAUCGCUCUCCAGGUUGGAUUUGAUGCUCUCUACAUGACAGGAGCAGGCACAACAGCCUCAAUGCAUGGUCAGGCAGACCUAGCAAUAUCCACAUUGAACGACAUGCGUCAAAAUGCGGAAAUGAUCGCCAAUCUCGAUUCUUCUGUGCCGUUGAUUGCAGACGCAGACACCGGAUACGGCGGUCCCAUCAUGGUGGCCCGCACAACAGAACAGUACGCACGUUCCGGCGUUGCUGGUUUCCACAUCGAAGAUCAGAUCCAAACGAAACGCUGUGGCCAUUUAGCAGGGAAAAUCCUAGUCGACACGCCUACCUUUGUCAGCCGUAUCAGAGCCGCAGUGCAGACACGGCAGCGACUUGAAAGCGACAUUGUGGUCAUUGCCAGAACUGAUGCACUUCAGAAGUUUGGCUACAACGACGCUCUUGCCCGACUGCGUGGUGCGAGAGAUGCAGGUGCGGACGUUGGGUUUCUAGAGGGGGUCAGGUCUAGAACGGAAGCCCGCCAAGUGAUUGAAGAUCUGAAGCCAUGGCCAGUUUUGCUGAACAUGGUCGAGCACGGAGCUACGCCGACGAUCUCGGCCAAAGAGGCCCAAGAAAUAGGCUUCAAAAUCAUGAUUGUGCCUUUUGCAGGCCUCGCCCCAGCAUACAAAGCAAUCAGCGAUUCAAUGGAGCAGCUAAAGGAAACCGGCCUUCCAAAGACAGAGUUCACACCGCAGCAGCUAUUCCGGGUGUGUGGGCUGGACGAUAGCGUCAAGAUUGACGAGGCUGCUGGAGGAUAUGCUUUUGAGGGCGGCGUCGAUUUGUAG
Messenger RNA from Talaromyces rugulosus, 900 nucleotides. RefSeq lists its product as uncharacterized. Gene Ontology annotation, molecular function: catalytic activity. The record is from RefSeq and is a predicted model, not a curated record. The coding region runs from base 1 to 900 and encodes 299 amino acids. The transcript is spliced from 2 exons. Lineage: Eukaryota; Fungi; Ascomycota; Eurotiomycetes; Eurotiales; Trichocomaceae.